AUACUACAGUUUUACCUCAAGGCCUCACCCCUCGACUACACAUAUUAUUUACAAAGGACUCAAAUGUCGGUCGCUUCGAUUGUGCAAGCGAACGAGCAGGCGUUGCAGCCAAUUGAUUCACCGAUUCAUAAGCUGGUGCAAACAGUCUUUGCAGAGGUUCUGGCCGAAUUCAGUGGCUGGAAAAUCAAAUACUGCGAGCAUUUCAUCCGCUCUCUGACCCAGGUCACAUCAAGUCCACGUGUUCCGAUACCAGAUGACGAUAGCACACCUCUCCAUGCCGUCGGUAAGGCCGGUGGGGGUCCGGACGGAAACACGGAAAGAAUGGUUGCAUUGACCUCUUACUCUGAAGAUGGAACUCCAAGAUCAACUUCCACGAUAUCUCUUCAAGUAGUACAUACCGAGCUUUUUGAGCCACACAAACCCUAUGAAUAUUGCACUCCCAUCUCAAGGAAUAUCUUUAGGGGAGAUGAUGACGAUAUGAUGCCGUUCAUCCCAUAUGCGGAUGAUCCAACCUUCGACCACCUAGAUCAUACACUGUGUUAUGACUCUUUUGCAUGGCAAGAUGAUGACUAUGAUCCAGACUUAGAAGUUAUUUCUUUAGAGGCAGCCUAUCGCCUCCGUACGGUUCACAGUCUGCUGUAUCAGGACACAGAUAGCACGGGGGUCCUUCCCUUAAAGCUUUUCUCAACUCCAGGAAAACCUGGAUUGUUUACCCUGAGUCGUCGUCGUGAUCUACUCAAAUGGAACGGGACCACCAUUCCUUGUCCCUACAGCUUUCCUUCUUCAUUGCCAUCUCACGGUAUUCUUCAACAUCGGCUUGAGCUCACUCAUGCAUUAUUUUGUCCUAACCUCAACUGUAUUGAGCCCCUGUGCCCUGUUCAUGUUGAAACAAACCCUGUGUCGCCACCCCGUAAGCAGACUAUCCAGCUGUCAGAGCUACUGAAACGUGUAGAACACCCCUGCGAUGCUGGCUGUUUCUUGCAGAGCAGGACGGUCGAGGCACUCCCUCGCUGGAGUGAAGAUGACAUCGAUUCGUUCAAGAGCAUCUUAGAUAUUGAGCCAGAUAUGAUACCUUGUGACCAUGCUGAAUUAUGCUUCAAGCCCUGCCAUGAGAUCCUUUAUUAUCGCCGAUUACUAUAUCCAGAUUUCGACGAGCUUCAAACUGAGUGCCCAAAUGGGGAACGCAAGGGGAAGUCGCGAUCUCUGGAAUUUCAAGAUCGUGAUCCGCUCAAGUUCACACCGAACGAACCUUGUCAUCACUCUGGACCAUGCGAUGUUUUAUCUGACUGUUUAUGUUUCAAGAACAAGGCUCAUUGCCAGCGAAACUGCCGUUGCCCUGGAAAAUGUGCUCGGAGAUGGAAAGGUUGUCGCUGUGCCAAAGCACGCGAUGGGAUGAGCUGUGUGAAGGUCAAGCGAUGCUCUUGCCUCGAAGCUCGACGUGAGUGUGAUCCAGAGCUUUGCGUCAAAUGCGGAUGUCGGUACCCGGAAACGAGUACUUGCGGGAACUCGCAGAUUCAACAAGGUCAUUUCAAGAAACUGGAGGUCAAGGAAAGUCGUUGGGGCGCAGGUGUAUUCCUUCUCGAACCGGCCAAACAGGGUGAAUUGAUCGUGGAAUACGUCGGGGAGCUUAUAUACGAAAUGACAUUUGACAGCCGCGGAGAGGUUGCAGAGCACCUUGGACGAAGCUAUGUCUUUGGUCUCAACGACGCGCUAUCCCUGGAUAGUUCGCGUGCAGGCAACAUGUCGAGGUUCAUCAACCAUUCGGGCUCUAGUGGUGUCAGUAGCGAAACGCAGUGUAAUUGUCGCGCUUUCGCGCGACUUGUGAAUGGAGAACACCGUAUAGGAAUAUUUGCGAUUAUGAACAUUGACGCUGGAACCGAGAUCCUCAUUGAUUAUGGCCCAGUGUUCUUCCCGGACCAAAAGAAGAAUGCAGAGGCCUCCCGUUCAAAUUAAUCUGGUUGUUAUCAAACCACAGCUCGUACUUAAAACACCACAGGCAGCAUACUUAAUUCUGGCUCAACACUGGGCAACCCUAAAUUAUUGCUCUCAUAUAUGUGGCAUUACGAGGGACGGAACACCACAUCGGCACCUUCAUGGCCAAACGCACUAAACUGGAAGUUCCAAUCACCAGCAGGAGUGGCACUGAUUUAUAUGUAUGCAAAAUGCUAUAAGACUGACGUGCACUGGGACUUGCAGAUUCAAGCAAGGAUU
Messenger RNA from Suillus plorans, 2211 nucleotides. Its product is annotated as SET domain-containing protein. Gene Ontology annotation, biological process: chromatin remodeling. The transcript is spliced from 14 exons. The coding region runs from base 64 to 1953 and encodes 629 amino acids. NCBI's taxonomy places the organism in Eukaryota, Fungi, Basidiomycota, Agaricomycetes, Boletales, Suillaceae. The record is from RefSeq and is a predicted model, not a curated record. Gene Ontology annotation, molecular function: histone methyltransferase activity; protein binding.